Mustela erminea (ermine) is the source of this 1063-nucleotide messenger RNA. RefSeq names its product prostaglandin E synthase (gene PTGES). Gene Ontology annotation, cellular component: membrane. The record is from RefSeq and is a predicted model, not a curated record. The coding region runs from base 279 to 740 and encodes 153 amino acids. Gene Ontology annotation, biological process: prostaglandin biosynthetic process. Lineage: Eukaryota; Metazoa; Chordata; Mammalia; Carnivora; Mustelidae. The transcript has 3 exons. Gene Ontology annotation, molecular function: prostaglandin-E synthase activity.
UCAGAGAUGAGGAAACAGAUUAGAACGCAUUUAAAAGUUUGCCGGAGACGAGCAUCUGGAGCCCCAGGCUGGACCAGGGACACCUCGCAGCGCCCUUUUCGCUUCGCUUCUCGCCGCGUCGGGGUGGGGGAAGCCGCGGGCUCGCUGGGCGUGGGCGGGUGCUGUGAGCGCAGACGGGCCGCCCGGCCGCCGCCGCUCUCUCCCCCUCCUCCGCGGCCGGACCCACAGCCGCGCGCCCGCGCUGCCGUCUUCCCCCGCGGUCCCGCCGGCCCUCCGGGAUGCCUCCGCCUGUCCUGGCGCUGGUGAGUGGCCAGGCGCUCCCAGCUUUCCUGCUCUGCGGCACGCUGCUGGUCAUCAAGAUGUACGUGGUAGCUAUCAUCACGGGCCAAGUGCGACUUCGGAAGAAGGCUUUUGCCAACCCUGAGGAUGCUCUGAGACACGGAGGCCUCCAGUACUGCCGGAGUGACCAGGACGUGGACCGUUGCCUCAGAGCCCACCGGAACGACAUGGAGACCAUCUACCCCUUCCUGUUCCUGGGUUUCGUCUACUCCGUCCUGGGGCCUGACCCCUUCGUUGCCCACAUGCACUUCCUCGUCUUCUUUCUGGGCCGCGUGGUGCACACCGUGGCCUACCUGGGGAAGCUGCGGGCGCCCACCCGCUCCCUGGCCUACACCGUGGCCCAGCUGCCCUGUGCCUCCAUGGCCCUGCAGAUCAUCUGGGAAGCAGCCCGCCACCUGUGACCUGCAGCCGAUGCCUCCUCGGCCACCAGAAAGCUGGCCCCGAGCCGCAGUGACUGUACCUGGGGGACUGGGCAUCUCUUCGAGAUUGUGCUAGGCCCCGGGGACCUGGCUUCUUGGCAACCCGCUGAACUUGGGGUGCUGGGUACCAUGGGCCUGGGUGUGUUUGCAUAAGUGUGUGCAUGUACGUGUGCACGUGUGCCUCUUGGAUUUCGGGAGGGGUAGGUGAUUGGACCAUGUGGAGAUGUCAAGACGGAUAGAAAACUCCAUCGUACCCUAAUACCAGAGCAUUAAAAACCACAUUUCUUCUUUGUUGCUAAGAGUGA